Gopherus flavomarginatus (Mexican gopher tortoise) is the source of this 3144-nucleotide messenger RNA. RefSeq names its product UDP-GlcNAc:betaGal beta-1,3-N-acetylglucosaminyltransferase 3 (gene B3GNT3). Gene Ontology annotation, cellular component: membrane. Lineage: Eukaryota; Metazoa; Chordata; Testudines; Testudinidae. The record is from RefSeq and is a predicted model, not a curated record. Gene Ontology annotation, molecular function: hexosyltransferase activity.
UCCCAUGCCGCUCACAUGUCUCUGGGUGACACCUCCUGCCUCCCCCCGCAGCUGUUGCUCCUCUAUCUUUUUUUAUUUUGUCUUUCCCAUCGCCGAGGUCGCACGAUUCCCCCAGCGCAGGAGCCGCCAGGCUGUACGAGGAAGAUGCUGUCCCGCCGGGGCUGCAAGCCUGAGGUCCUCAUCCUGACCAUGGUGGGGAUCGGCGGCCUACUCUUCCUGCUCAUGACCAACAAGGGCGAGCACGUGAUGAAGCCUGCCACGAAAGUCAGCAGUACCAGCCCCCCGCCCAACAUCCCCACAACCCCGUGGCACGGCCCUGAGUGCAAGGAGAGCUCCUCGGUCACUAAUAUCUCCGGCUUCGCUGACCUGCCUGGCCACAUCCAGGACUUCUUGCGCUACAAGCAUUGCAAGGAGUUCCCCCAGCUGCUGGACGCCCCCGACAAGUGCAGGGGGGCUGAGGGCUCCCCGGGGGUCUUCCUCCUCCUGGCCAUCAAGUCGUCGCCCGGGAAUUAUGAGCGGCGGGAGAUCAUCCGCAAGACUUGGGGGGAGGAGAGGACAUACCAAGGGGUCCGUAUCCGCAGGCUCUUCCUCGUCGGGGAGGUGAGGGAUGCACGGGAGGCUUGGAAGCUGAACCAGCUGCUGCGGCUGGAGGCGGCGGAGCAUGGGGACGUGCUGCAGUGGGCGUUCCUGGACAGCUUCUUCAACCUGACCCUCAAGCAGGUGCUGUUCUACAGCUGGCUGGAGGCCCACUGCCCUGGCACUCGCUUCCUCCUCAACGGGGACGACGAUGUCUUCGUCAACACGGACAACAUAGUGAACUACCUGCUGGGCUUGCGGGGGGCCAACGAUGGCGACGGGCACCUCUACGUGGGGCAGCUCAUCGCCAACGUGGGUCCCAUCCGCGAGAAGUGGAGCAAGUACUACGUGCCCGAGCAGGUCUCUGCCACCAGCUCCUACCCACCCUACUGCGCGGGUGGCGGGGUGCUCAUGUCCGGCUUCACCGCCCGCGCCAUCUACAAGGAGUCGUUGGGCAUCGAGCUCUUCCCCAUAGACGAUGUCUAUCUGGGUAUGUGCCUGCAGAAAGCCGGGCUGGCCCCAGCCUCCCACAUGGGCAUCCGGACCGUGGGUGUCAGGGUGCCUUCCUCCAAGCUGGAGUCCUUUGAUCCCUGCUACUACAAGGAGCUGCUGCUGGUGCACCGCUUCGUGCCCUACGAGAUGCUAGUGAUGUGGCAGGCCAUUCACGAGCCGGACCUGCGUUGCGGGAAGAAACUGCAGGUCUAUCAGAGCAUUUGAGGGGACCCUGGAAUCCGAGGGGGGGGCACCGGGGAGGGAUGUAAUGCCAGGUUGUAGGUGCUAGGGCAUCAGCGGGUGAUGCCACCCAUCUAGGUCUUCGCUGCUGUGCCCCGAAUGCUCCAGACCAGUCACCUCUUUCUUGCUCUUGAUGCCUAUUCCAGGAAGUCCCGGCUCCAAGGGGCGGGACUUCCAGGAAUGAGCCUCAGCAGGACUUACUGUUCUAUUGGCUAACAUGCAUGGAGUGCACAGAGAGACUGGACGGCUCACUGGCUUCUGGUCCUGUUCCAACUAGUUUGGCUCAUUUGCCAUUCUUGGGAUGCCAGAAGCUUUUCCCGCAGCUCCUCCCUUCCCCGUGGCUGCGAUAAGCAUUCUGAGCUGGGUAGGGAUCCCUUUGCAGUGAUCCCCUGGGGGUGGCUACCUCCAAGAAGGCAACUACCAGAAAGCCACCAGACCGGAGUGGAGGGGGGAAUUUCUGCCUCCUUGACUAAUGGGCACAUUGCCACCUGGGUGCCCAAAUCCUGGGCAGGCUUGGCCAAUGCCCAGAUCUUGGCCUGGACGCUGUGUCUCUGGGGCCGAAGGUCCAAACACAGCAGGAAGUGGGCAGGGUGUCUGGCGUGAGGAGCUUGGCUCGGGGUCCUAGGCCCAGCCCCUGGUUCACCGCCGGCCCUAAGAGCAGGAGGUGGGCGUCAUGCACGUCCCUGCUCCAGAGCUCGGGGGCCAGAUGUUCCCCAGCGUAGCCAGCUGUGGCCCUGUAAAAUCAAUGGAGUCGUGCCUAGCGAGCGCUGGGUGAAUUUGGCUCUGGGGCUACGAUGCAGAAGCAGACAGUACGAGGGGGACAAGUUGGGUGUUCUCAGCUGGGCCCGCAGGGGCUCUCUGGCUCCUGCAGCUCCAGCCCUGUCCCUUGCUGCUAACGGUCUGGUUGGUGGAUAUAUUAACUGGCAGGGCUGGUGCUUCCAGCUGCUCAAAACAGCCGAGAGAAGCAGUGUCUGCUCCCCACCCGCCCCUGCUCCUUGGGAGUUGGUUUGCCCUAUGGACUAGGCUGGCAGGGGAUGGAGGGGGAGAGGAACUAGAUUCAAGGGCAUGUGUACAGCUGCCUCCCUUCUCUCCCAGCGCCUGUCUGUGCAGAUAUUCCAGUGACGUGUGUGGACUUUGCUCAAGGACAGGACAGGAAUCUGCCUGGGGGCUUGGACGCUGCCUCACCCGUCCAUUCGGUAGCAGGACCCCCACUGAGAAGCACCAGGAGCUGGGCCCUACCCAGCUGGCUUUGGGGCCCACCGUCCUGCACUGAAUCAGCGCUAGAGACUUGGGCUGUAAAACUGCAUCUCUGCUGGCAGGGGAGGGAGCAAACGGAGGCCUCUCUUCAGCUCCGGCUCAGCUGUGUCCUGACUUUACUAAUAACCCGCCCCCCCACUCCUCCCAGGGCACAGUCGUAUGGCACCAAGGGCUGAUUUCCAAAGUGCUGCCCUGUCCCUGAGAAUGCGGCCUCCUGCAUGUUCCCAAGCCCCUUGCAGGACACGGUUGAUCUGAAUGGGGGCCUUUGAAUUCAGGCCUGUGGCUUGGUUCAUGUAGGACUUGGCACGGCCAGAUGGGCAUGGGGGGUUUGGCAGAGGCCCAGUCUACAACCCUCCCUGGAAGUGCCCAAGAAGAGGGCAAACCCGAGAUCUGAAUUGCUGUUAAACUCAACCCACUGGCAAUUUCUGUUGCUCAAUCAAGAAAGGUAUCAGGGUGCGGCAUCACAGCCUUGCACCUCUCUAAACCUGUCUGCUGCAUCUCCCUGGCUCUGACAAACUGCUGCUGAGACUUUGCCAGUUAAUUGUUUUAUGAGAUAACAAGCCCAAAGUUUCCAAGCUC